This is a messenger RNA of Sarcophilus harrisii (Tasmanian devil), 9920 nucleotides long. It is a transcript of the gene UNC5D, whose product is annotated as unc-5 netrin receptor D. Gene Ontology annotation, cellular component: membrane. The transcript is spliced from 18 exons. Gene Ontology annotation, biological process: netrin-activated signaling pathway. Gene Ontology annotation, molecular function: netrin receptor activity; protein binding. NCBI's taxonomy places the organism in Eukaryota, Metazoa, Chordata, Mammalia, Dasyuromorphia, Dasyuridae. The coding region runs from base 1 to 3138 and encodes 1045 amino acids. The record is from RefSeq and is a predicted model, not a curated record.
AUGGAGAGCUGUGGGCAAAAUUAUAUGAGAAAUUUGAAGGAAGAAAGAUCAUUUCCACUUAGAAGGUCAGAAGGGAUUCAUGCAGGAGGCAGCAUGCAAGCUGAUUUGAAGGAAGAGAGAGAUUUGAACAGCUGCAUUUUUGCGGCAGUCCAUUUUGGACUUGGAAAAUGUAUGAAGCAAACACAAGGAGUGGGAAAUAAAAUAUAUUUGGAUGAUUCUGAGGAGGGGUGUGAAGGGACUGAGCUGCCAGAUAUAACUCUAUCCAUAGCACGAAGCAUACAGCCUCAAAAGGUCUUCAUGGGUGAAAAUUUGGUUUUCCCCACUAGUAUUUAUGUGAUUAAUGCUGGUUCUGUUCUGAUUUGCUUUUCAUUUUCCACAGGAAGUGACAAUGGUGAUACCCUGCCUGAGUCCAUCCCAUCAGCGCCUGGAACACUGCCUCAUUUCAUGCAGGAGCCUGAUGAUGCAUAUAUCAUAAAGAGCAACCCAAUUGCCUUGAGGUGCAAAGCCAUGCCUGCAAUGCAGAUUUUCUUCAAAUGCAAUGGGGAGUGGGUCCAUCAAAAUGAGCAUGUAUCUGAAGAAAGCAUGGAUGAGAGUACAGGUCUGAAGGUUCGAGAAGUGUUCAUCAAUGUCACCAGGCAGCAAGUGGAGGAUUUUCAUGGACCUGAAGACUAUUGGUGCCAGUGUGUUGCAUGGAGUCAUCUAGGUACUUCUAAGAGCCGGAAGGCAUCAGUUCGUAUAGCCUAUUUACGGAAAAACUUUGAGCAAGACCCCCAGGGAAGGGAGGUGCCUAUUGAAGGGAUGAUUGUCCUACACUGUCGUCCCCCAGAGGGUGUCCCUGCUGCAGAGGUGGAGUGGCUAAAGAAUGAAGAACCUAUUGAUUCCCAACUGGAUGAGAACAUUGACACCAGGGCUGAUCACAAUUUAAUUAUCAGGCAGGCUCGCCUCUCUGAUUCUGGGAAUUAUACCUGCAUGGCUGCCAACAUUGUUGCCAAAAGAAGAAGCUUGUCAGCUACUGUCAUUGUUUAUGUGAAUGGAGGCUGGUCUUCCUGGACAGAGUGGUCAGCCUGCAAUGUUCGCUGUGGUAGAGGAUGGCAGAAACGUUCUCGGACCUGCACCAAUCCCGCUCCACUCAAUGGGGGUGCCUUUUGUGAGGGAAUGUCAGUGCAAAAAAUCACCUGCACUUCUCUUUGUCCUGUUGAUGGAAGCUGGGAGGUAUGGAGCGAAUGGUCAGUGUGUAGUCCUGAGUGUGAGCACCUGAGAAUACGGGAAUGUACUGCACCACCUCCAAGAAAUGGAGGUAAAUUCUGUGAAGGUCUGAGCCAAGAAUCAGAGAAUUGCACAGAUGGGCUCUGCAUUCAAGAUAAAAAACCUCUUCAUGAAAUAAAACCCCAAAGCAUCGAGAAUGCCAGUGACAUCGCUCUCUACUCAGGAUUGGGAGCAGCAGUCAUCGCUGUGGCAGUUCUGGUUGUUGGAGUGACUCUCUACAGACGGAGCCAGAGUGACUACGGCGUGGACGUCAUUGACUCCUCUGCACUGACAGGUGGCUUCCAGACCUUCAACUUCAAAACAGUCCGUCAAGGCAACUCGCUCCUAUUGAAUUCCUCCAUGCAACCUGACCUGACAGUGAGCCGUACCUACAGUGGGCCCAUCUGCCUACAGGACCCGUUGGACAAGGAACUCAUGACAGAAUCUUCACUCUUUAACCCAUUGUCGGAUAUCAAGGUCAAAGUCCAGAGCUCAUUCAUGGUUUCCCUGGGAGUAUCAGAACGAGCAGAGUACCAUAGCAAGACCCACUCUGGGACAUUUCCCCAUGGGAAUACCAGAGGUUUUAAUACAAUACAUCCCAGGAAUAAAACCCCCUACAUCCAGAAUCUCUCAUCACUCCCCACUCGAACCGAGCUGAGGACCACUGGUGUUUUUGGCCAUCUGGGAGGGCGCUUAGUGAUGCCAAAUACAGGGGUGAGCUUACUCAUACCACAUGGAGCUAUCCCUGAAGAGAAUUCUUGGGAGAUUUACAUGUCCAUCAAUCAAGGUGAAGCCAGCCUCCAACCAGAUGGAUCAGAAGUUCUCCUAAGUCCUGAAGUCACCUGUGGUCCUUCAGACAUGGUAGUCACCACUCCAUUUGCCUUGACCAUACCCCACUGUGCUGAUGUCAGUUCGGAGCACUGGAAUAUUCAUUUGAAGAAGAGGACCCAGCAGGGCAAGUGGGAGGAGGUGAUGUCAGUGGAGGAUGAAUCAACUUCCUGUUAUUGCCUCUUGGACCCGUUUGCAUGUCAUGUCCUCCUGGACAGCUUUGGGACAUAUGCACUGGCCGGAGAACCCAUCACCGAUUGUGCUGUGAAGCAACUCAAGGUGGCUGUCUUUGGCUGCAUGUCGUGUAACUCCCUGGAUUACAACCUGAGAGUCUAUUGUGUGGAUAACACCCCUUGUGCAUUUCAGGAAGUGGUUUCAGAUGAAAGGCAUCAAGGGGGCCAGCUACUGGAAGAACCAAAGUUGCUGCAUUUCAAAGGAAAUACAUUUAGUCUUCAGAUCUCUGUCCUCGAUAUCCCCCCUUUCCUUUGGAGAAUUAAACCAUUUACUGCAUGCCAGGAAGUCCCAUUUUCUCGGGUGUGGUGCAGUAACCGACAACCCCUGCACUGUGCCUUCUCCCUGGAGCGCUACACUCCCACCACCACCCAGCUGUCAUGCAAGAUAUGCAUCCGGCAGCUCAAAGGCCAUGAACAAAUCCUCCAAGUGCAGACAUCUAUCCUAGAGAGUGAAAGAGAAACCAUCACUUUUUUUGCACAAGAGGACAACACGUUCCCUGCACAGACUGGCCCCAAAGCCUUCAAAAUCCCCUACUCCAUCAGACAGAGGAUAUGUGCAACAUUUGAUACUCCCAGUGCCAAAGGCAAAGACUGGCAGAUGUUAGCACAGAAAAACAGCAUUAACAGGAAUUUAUCCUACUUUGCUACCCAAAGUAGCCCAUCUGCUGUCAUUUUGAACCUGUGGGAAGCUCGUCAUCAACAUGAUGGUGACCUUGACUCCUUGGCCUGUGCUCUUGAAGAGAUUGGGAGGACACACACAAAACUGUCAAACAUUCCAGAAACUCAGCUUGAAGAGCCCGACUUUGGUUACAGCAGACAAAAUGGACUUUAGUCCAUCUCCUCUCAUGGACAGACCGAUGGCCAGCUUUGUGACUUUUUUAAUUAGAUGGGGAGGAAAGAGGUGGCUUUUAGCCCAAUGGUAUUUGGAAAAACUCAACAUUUAUAAUCAAAGAGGGACAUCACUUAAAGAAAUUGAAGGCUGCCUUGGUAAACCAGUUAAUGUUGGGAAGGUCCAGCUUGCUUCCAAAAAGCCCCACUUUCCCAUCUAAAUUAAUACUGUCUUAAGUCUACCAAUUCUGCAGAGUUGAAGUGGGUAAACACACACACACACACACACACACACACAGAAUUGCCUUUAAACAGGCUCAUAUUUUUUUUGAAUUGUUAAUGUAUGAAAACAUAUCAGGUGCCAACAAAGCAGAGAUUGAAUAAGUGUAUGGUUUGGAAAAAGUUCAUACAGUAAUGAUGUUCCCCAAGGGCCAAAUUAUUCUGAUAUCAAUGUCAGAUUGUUGGUUGUUUUUUUUUUUUUUUAACAAGUUGAUAUUUGCAAUGUGGGAAAUGAGUAUAAAAUUAACCUUUAUAAAUAACAAUAUUGCCAGUCCAUUUUUGUGCUUUCAACCAUAUCACAAGCAGGAAAUGAGCAUUUAGAAGUGAGAAUCUAAGUAAGUCACACCAGCACCACCUCCUAGCCUAGCCCACAUCCCCUAACUCAGAAAGGGCUGCCAGGAGGAAUGCAUGGGAUGAUUAAUUGGUUAACCAUAUUUUAAAGUUGCUUCCUUCCAAAAGCCAAGAUUCAUCUCGCUCUCUCCUGCCAUGCCCCUCUCUGCAGAAUAGUAAGGGACUCUUUCCAGGUGCAUCAAUGAUCACAAUUAAUCAUCACUGCACGGUAUAAUAGCCAUUGCUCACAAUCUAUAGAGCAAGGCCCUCAACCCCACCACCUCUACUCAUAUCUGAUCCACACAAUUGCAGUAGAAUCAAAUCCAUUAUAACACAGCUAGAUACUGGAUUUGGAUGCAUCACAGGUCAGUUUUUUUCCUCCCAGGAAACAUUUCCCCAUAAGGUGUAGAUCUCAAAGAACUUGUUAAGUUUUAAAGAUGGUGGGUGUUAUCUGGUCCCCUAAUACUACUGUAAGAAAACUAACUUUCACUAUGUUUUUUUGAUGAAUCUUACUGAAAUGUUUCUUGUGUUUUUUUCAUUGAGAAUCCUCCAGUAAAACCCUACUUUCUUUCCAGGAAAUUAUUAUUAUUGUUUAGGAAUUGCCAGGAUUAUUCACUUUGGAUAGUACCUGGUAUAUAUUCCACAUAAGUAAAUAAGUAUUUAUUAAGUGCCUAUUGAAUAGUAGGCACUGUGAAUACAAAGGUAAAAAUGAAAUAGCCCCUGACCUCAAAAGGACCAUUUUAUAAUACAAGCUAUAACAAUGCCUUCCAUUCUCCCAAGUUAAUUCUUUCUAACAACACCAUUAUGGUAUGGUGAAUUUUCAGUCAUAAGGGGGAAAUAGUGGAAAAAAUUGAAAUCCACAAGAAAUUCAAGAACUUUAUUUUGAUCUCCUUCCCCAAUAAAUCUUUUUGACCAAAGCUUCAUACAAAUAGUCAAAUGGAUUCUAUUUAGAUUGACCUCUACUCCAUAGCUAUCCUUAUGAGGAAAUACUACCUGAAAGAGUAAUGUUCAUAGAUAUGACAGCAGAAGAGAGGAGCAGGUAGAGGAGGAAGGGACCUGAAAAUGCCAUAGAUUGGAUAAGCAAACCCUCACUCUCCUGAAGGACUUGGUUAUACCAGCAACAGGUGGAAAGGGGAAAUUUAUUAUAUCCAAAGAGAUGAAAAUAGCUAACUAUAUAAAUGAGUUAGUUUAUCCAAAGAACAUAGUCCCUGAACAAUUAUUAAAAUGCAUAAUCAUCUUUUUUAGAGCCCUUUAAAAAUUCCAAAAAUAGUACCACAAGGGAAAUGGUCUAAAGGCUUGGAAUUUAUGAUGCCAUAUUUAACACAGUCUGGUGCAUAUUGACUCCUGCAUUGGCUUUGCUACAUGAAAUUCAGCAGCAUAAGGCUUUUCUCAGGAACUGAAUGGAUUAUUGUACAGAACAGACAAAUCCACUUAGAACUGUCACACUUAUUGUCUGAAAUACUGUCUCUAGAUCAGGAGAAUGCCCUUUCUUAAUAGUCUGUUCAACAUGUUUAUCCCUUAUAGGGAAUAAUGGAGAGAAUCCACGGGAGUAUAAGUCAUUUGACAUCUCUGAUAUAGUUUCUUGAAAAAGUAGCAUUUGGGAGAGUCAAUCAUUAAAGCAAAUACAGAACUGACUUGGAAGGAAGAAUUAAGGGAGAAUUUGCAGAUCGGCUGUUUUGGGAUCCUUAGAGAAAAUAGAUACUACCGCUAUUUUUUCAAUCUUUUUUUCUGCCCUGAAAUAGGAUAUUCAAGAUUUUUCUCUUCUCUCCUGAAUGGCCUUCUAAGCAUUUCAUCCAUUUACAUGAAUUAAGACAGACCUUAAAUCAAUCUCAGCAAUUUUAGAGAACUUUUAGAUUUGACAACAGACCCCAAAUUUAAAUAUUUUAAACAUUUAAAGGUAAAUGAGACCAUUUUUACCCUCUGAAUGGUAACUCAAUGGCCUUUUUUUUUUUUUCACUAGGGGCAUAAACUCAGACUCAUCUGAUAAAAAGAUAGACUAUUCCUUAAAGUCACCAAGUCCAACUCUCAUUUUAUAGAUAAGAGAACUGAGGCUGAGAGAAUGAAUUAAGAUACACUUGACUAUUUGAGGCAAUGACAAAGGAAAUAAAAUUUUGUUUCAAUAUUAGUCAAAUGUUCAAAUUAAUUCUUUGAUUUAUUCUUUCUCCUUUCCCCUCUACACAUAUUAAUUUCCCUUCUUCUGAUAUCAGGUACAAAAAAGGAUAAAAAUGAAUUCUUGCUAUGUUUAGAGUCAUUUAACAACUUAGCAAAUGGAUUUCCAAUAAGAGAAUAUGCAGCAUUUACAGAGCAAUGAACUUUAGGAGCAGAUCAUCUUUUAAACUUCUAAACCUUAGAUUACCAUUUGAACCUUGAACUUAACCCAACCUACUUAACCCAGUCUAAACUCUUACAUUCUCUUUGAUGUUUGGCUGUCACUGCUUUGAGACUUGCCAAGCAAAUGUUCCUCUUGAAAGAAAUUUCAUUUGUUAUCCUAAGGUCUUACUUUAAUAAACUGUCUUGCUCAUCCUUUAUAGGGAGAGUAUGCAUAGGAGAGAGAGAGAGAGAGAGAGAGAGAGAGAGAGAGAGAGAGAGAGAGAGAAAUAUAUAAAGAGAAAGAACCUUUAGUUUUUGAUGGUCUAUUUAGAAAAUGUCAUAAUGUGUCCUACCCUACCCCCUGCCAUUUUGGGACCUAUGAGUAAUUUAAGACUAAUAGCUGUACUUUCAAAAUGACUUACAAUUAUGUCACUAAAAUGGUAUACUUCAUAGCUUUGCCAGACUGCAGCAUCAUAAAAUUAAUUUAUGGUUUUUAUAACAUUGCUUGUGCAGUCUGACUAGUUUACAUUAAAAUCCUUUAAGCUGAAAGGAAGCUUGCUCUGUAGAUUUAAAUGCAAACUUCAUUUACCGGUGCACGAAGUCCCAUAAAACUAGGAUGUACUCCCACAAAAAUUUUAUUGGCCUUUUUGUAAGAGAUGAAAAAGAAUUGACACUAUUCUCUUUAAAGAGGGAAGAACUUUUUAUUAUUAUUAUUUUUAUCUCCAAAAGCAGCUGUUAUCCUUUGCUGUGGCCUACACGUUUUUCUUUCAGGAAAUUCUGAGAGAGACUAUUAAAUUUAAAUCACUAAAACAGGGGUUUUUUUUGGAUUAAAAUCUCUGGACUUGAAGACUUGAAGAGCUUGUCUCUCUGAAAGAUAUUAUCUUAAAAAAAAAAAAGUAGAAAGGCAUGGCAUAUUCAUUCCCUUUCAGAAAGCUUUCUCCAGAUGCCAAACUUCUAGCAAAGGUAUCUGUGAAGUUAGAAAAUGUUGUGAAAUAUAUCAGUGCAAUGUUCUUUUUUUCCCCUUUUAGUCAUUUCUUUUUUUCUGUCUAUUACUAGUGGGUCAAGCUGCCCUCUGUAAAUGUCUUGAAUAAUAUGGUUGACAGAAGCAGUAAAGGAAAAGUUCUCCCAGAGGCUUUUGUUCCAGCUAUAGCAAGUUCAAAAGAACUGCAGAUGAGCUAGAAAUGUGCCUCUUUGGCCUAUUGUAUGGCUUACUUUCCUUAUUUUUUUUUCUUCAUGUAACAUUGCAAGAUUCUGUCUUUUUAGUAGCUCCCAUUGUUUUUAUUAGAAAUAACAGCAGCAUAGAAAUGGGAGAGCAAAAUGUCGUCCUAACAAUAGUGGCAUUAAAAAAAAAAAAAGUAGCCCUUGGUGUUAGUUGCCAUAGCGCUGUAUUUGAAAAUCAAUGCUUUAGCUAAAUGCUGAAUGGGCACAAUUUCCACUGUUUUGUCCCUAUAGAAGUUUCCAAAACAAGCAAAAGUGUGUUUUGUCAACUGUCACAAAAGUGAAAAUGUUAACUGAUCUUAGGUGUGUUUGCAUUUUUUUUGUGUUUUUAAUUUUCAAAUAAUUUAAAAAGCUGCAGUUUACCAAGCUGUUUGGGUGUAUUCAACAGCAUGUGGUGUUUUUUGCAAGCAAUUCUAGGCUGGCAAGGGUUCACCACAUAAUCAUGUGGUCCUCUUACAAUCCCCACACUAGAGCCACCUAUCCCAACAGGAUGGCCCUGGGAAGAGAAGUAUUAUUUUUUCUUUUAAAGAAAGGAAAGGGGAUUCAAGACCAACCCUAGCCAAUUAGUCACUAGUGUGUAGUGUUGUAAUCUGAAGUAGGAAGUUUAAUGCACAUAGAAUAAUUGUAGUUUCUUAAGCAGCUUAGCCUUUUUUUUCCUCUUGCUGUGAAGACCAUGGAUUGGAAUGUCCUCAUGAGGUGGGCCUAGGAAGUGAACAUCAAGCUUCAUGUCUUAGAACCCACCUACCAUCUGAACCCAAAGAUAAAUUCAAGCAGAACGCUUCCCGGUUAGACCUGUGCUUUUAGGAGCAUCCCACACCCCCACCCCCCAUUUUAACAAAUAAAAGUGAAAUCUAGAAAAAGUGGUUCAAUAUGAACUCUACCAUUGUUCCUAAAUGAUGCAGCAUUUAAGGAUAAUGAUAGCAUCUUACAGAAAAGCAUGCCAUUCUUUUCAUGGAUGGCUUUAUGGUUUUAUGUUAAAUCUUGUUAAAAUGUAGGGGGGGAAAUGUCCUUUUAACUUUUGUUUCCUAGGUCCUUGGACAAUGGUCACAUCUUUCAAUUAUGAUUCAAUAUAACAGCAUUUUAUCACAACAUAAGAAAAUAGAACUUUUCCUUGGAGUUUAAUGUGAUUGGGUUUAACAUCAGAAUCCUUCAUCUUUAAUGGUGAGGGGAAAGCACAGCAUGUCAGAGAUGGGAAGUAUGUCCAAGGUCAUAUAGUUUGAUGAUUUCCAAGCAGGAAUAAAUGUAACUCAAUUCAAUCUAUUUCAAUAAGCAUCUUAAGUAUCUCCUUUGUACAAAGAUGCUGGGAAAAAUAAAGUAUACUCACCAUCCCAACCCAAAAAAGGUAUAUUUCCUGCCUUCCAUACUCCAUCUUUUACUCUAUAUUUGAAGACUCCCUAUCUUGGCCAAGUUGUGUUAAAAGUAAUAUAAUUGACUAUAUGACUUCUGAGGGGUCUUCCCAGCUCUGUGAAUUAAGAAUCUAACGGCAGUUUGUAAGCAAAGUGUUAUUCCCCAAGACACAUUUACCAUGGCAAAGAAAACAAAGCUGAGAAUAGCUCCAAUGGUAUUCUUUUUCUAUUCUCUCUUCGUAAACAAUUCUAAUAGAAAAACAUGGAGAUUCAGUGGCAUUAACCAAGCUCUGCACUGAGAUUUCUCUGAGAGAAUCAAAAACAAAAAUUUUUACAAUUUGCCAUCCCUGUGUGGCCUUGCCUUUGGCCCUCCCAUGCAUUCAGGGACAGAACAGUAUGGAAGGAGAAUAGCUCCAGGUGACCAAAUUUCUGACCAAGAAAUUUUCCUUGCCCUUUCUAAAAAGUAAUCAAGCUCUUACUUCCUCUUGUCCAUAGUGCAUUUAAUUGUUUUUUGGGUUUCUAUUAAUUACCCCCUCAUGCACACAUACACAUACACACAUACACAUACACACACUGUCCAGUGUGUGUGAAAAGGCAGAGGGAAAAAAUAUCUUAUUCUCCUGACUCAAAUAUAAAUAUUGAAACCAAUUUUUUUUUUCAUUUUUCUCCAUUUCUGUAUUGAAGGGAUUUGAGAUGUUUUUUUUUUUUUUUUGUUUUGUUUUGUUUUGUUUUGUUUUGGUGGGGGGCAAUUGGUUUUUAUUUCCCCUUUGGUAAUGGUGUGGUAUAGGGUUGGUCUGCAGAAACUUUCUGAACAAAUGACUCAGAUCUCCCUCUCCCACCCUAUUACUUGUUUUAUUUAAAUGGAUUAAGAGCUAGAAGAAAACAGAAACGACAAAGAUCUGGUUGAACUCUUGGUUUGACAUGAAGCUGAAGGAGCAAGCAAGCCAGAGAAGAUAGCUUGAAUAAAGCACGGCCUUGGCUUCAUACCACACUUUCUGUGCCUUGUACUAUCAAUGUAAAUUCUGAAUGUUGUACAGUAAAUACUUGGAUGGACUCCUUAGAAAAGGCUGCACUGGCUUCUUUUUCAGCACAUGUACAUAUAUAUAAAUAUAUAUAUAUACAUAUAUAUAUAUUUGGUAAUGCCCAACAGCUGUGUUAUAUUGUAUUGAAAAAAUGGACAGUUUGGAUGUUUUAUGUAGAGUUUGCAGAAAUUGGAUGGCUACAGACUUUUGAAGAAAAAUGUACAGACAUAAAUUACUGCAUAUCGGUUAUUUAUGAAUAAAGAGUCUUUUAUUGACAUCUU